This is a messenger RNA of Cucurbita pepo subsp. pepo (vegetable marrow), 4218 nucleotides long. Its product is annotated as kinesin-like protein KIN-4A. Gene Ontology annotation, cellular component: microtubule associated complex. The record is from RefSeq and is a predicted model, not a curated record. Gene Ontology annotation, biological process: spindle elongation; mitotic spindle organization; microtubule-based movement. Lineage: Eukaryota; Viridiplantae; Streptophyta; Magnoliopsida; Cucurbitales; Cucurbitaceae. Gene Ontology annotation, molecular function: ATP binding; microtubule binding; microtubule motor activity.
AGGGCAGUUCGGGAAAGAGGGCAGUUCGGUGAAGACAAAAGGAAAAUGACAGUGGUUGUUGUCCUAGCAGUUGCUCUGUACAGUUAUAAUCCACAUCCCUUCUAAUUCCUCAACUACCCCUUCUCUCUUCUUAGCUUCCCCUUCCCCUUCCCCUUUAAACUAUUUCACUUUCUUUCUUCUUCUUCUUCUUUUUUGUUUUUUUCCUGACAUUGUCUGAAGCUCCGGAUUUUGUUUUAGCUUCUUUUGGGCUCUUCUGGUUGUUGUAUCACUUUCUGAUUCUACCCCUUCUCCCCAAAUUUUCAAACAAUGCAAAUGGGUUUCCAAAAAAUAUGAUCUUUCACUCUUGACUUUGACGUACAUAAUCUUGGCUGUCUGCAUCUUCUUCUUCUUCCUCCUCUUUCUGAAUAUUUCUUUCCCAACAUUGUUCUUCUUGUACUUUCCCUCUGGCUGCUUCUUAUGGAAGCUGGGGAGGAUUGUUGCGUGAAGGUCGCCGUCAACAUCCGCCCGCUAAUCGGCGAUGAGCGCCUUCUGGGGUGUAAGGAUUGUGUCACCGUCAUCUCCGGGAAGCCUCAGGUACAAAUUGGAUCCCAUUCAUUUACAUUUGAUCAUGUCUACGGAAGCACGGGUUCACCCCCAUCCUCGUUGUUUGAAGAAUGUGUAUCUCCGCUUGUAGAUGGUCUAUUCCAAGGCUAUAAUGCUACUGUUCUAGCCUAUGGCCAGACAGGAUCAGGGAAAACGUAUACCAUGGGCACAGGUAUUAAGGAUGGUUGUCAAACAGGAAUCGUCCCUCAAGUCAUGAAUGUAUUGUUCAACAAGAUUGAAACUUUAAAGAACCAAAUGGAAUUUCAGUUACAUGUUUCCUUUAUUGAGAUUCUCAAGGAAGAAGUACGAGACCUGCUUGAUUCAACUUCUUUUACCAAAGUGGAGGGUGCAAAUGCAGGGAAAGUAACUCUGCCUGGGAAACCACCCAUACAAAUUCGUGAAUCAUCAAAUGGUGUCAUCACUCUAGCUGGAUCUACAGAAGUUAGUGUUAGCACACCCAAAGAAAUGGCUUCUUGUCUGGAGCAAGGAUCACUGAGUAGGGCGACGGGAAGUACCAAUAUGAACAAUCAGUCAAGUCGUUCGCAUGCCAUCUUCACCAUCACAUUAGAGCAAAUGCGUAAACUAAAUCCAGCAUUUCCCGGUGAAAGCAAUAAUGACAAUAUGAGUGAAGAGUAUUUGUGUGCAAAGUUGCACUUGGUAGAUCUAGCUGGGUCUGAACGAGCCAAGAGAACAGGCUCUGAUGGAUUACGUUUCAGGGAAGGAGUUUAUAUAAACAAGGGUCUUCUUGCACUUGGAAAUGUUAUCAGUGCUCUUGGUGAUGAGAAGAAGCGCAGAGAAGGAGUCCAUGUUCCUUAUAGGGACAGUAAAUUGACUCGACUCUUACAGGACUCUCUUGGUGGUAACAGCAAAACUGCUAUGAUAGCCUGCAUCAGCCCCGCUGAUAUUAAUGCUGAGGAAACCCUCAACACUUUGAAAUAUGCAAAUCGAGCUCGCAAUAUCCAGAAUAAGCCAGUUGUCAACAGGGAUCCCAUGUCCAAUGAAAUGCUAAAAAUGCGACAACAACUAGAAUACCUGCAGGCCGAACUUUUUGCUCGUGGAGGGUCGUCUUCUGAUGAAACUCAGGUUCUUAAGGAAAGGAUUGCCUGGCUUGAAGCUGCCAAUCAAGAUCUCUGUCGUCAGCUUCACGAAUACCGUAGUCGAUGUAGCAUUGUGGAGCCAUGUGAAACGGAUGCUCGAGUUUGCGUCCAAGGUGGCAUGAAUUGCUCUGUCAAAAGUGAUAGAAUUAUAAAUUGCUCAGUCAAAAGUGAUGGGCUCAAAAGGGACUUGCAAAGUAUAGAAUCACCAGAUUUUCAAAUGAGUGAAACAAUGUCAGGGGACUCGAGUGAAAUUGAUGAAGAGGUGGCAAAAGAAUGGGAGCAUACACUUCUACAGAAUAGCAUGGACAAAGAAUUACAUGAACUAAAUAAACGUUUAGAGCAAAAAGAGUCGGAAAUGAAGCUUUUUGGAGGAUUUGAUACAGCAGCUCUGAAGCAGCAUUUUGGGAAGAAAAUCGUGGAACUGGAAGAAGAGAAAAGAGCUGUGCAGCAAGAGAGGGAUAGCUUGUUAGCUGAAGUUGAAAACCUGUCUGCUUGUUCCGAUGGUCAGACACAGAAAUUAUAUGACAUACAUUCCCCAAAACUCAGAACACUUGAGGCUCAGAUUCUGGAACUCAAGAAGAAACAGGAAAACCAGGUUCAGCUACUAAGGCAAAAACAAAAAAGUGAUGAAGCAGCCAAAAAAUUGCAGGACGAGAUUCAAUUCAUAAAGGCUCAGAAGGUUCAAUUACAACAAAGGAUGAAACAAGAGGCGGAACAAUUUCGACAAUGGAAAGCGUCUCGUGAGAAAGAGCUCCUCCAGCUAAAAAAGGAGGGCAGGAGAAAUGAAUAUGAAAGGCACAAACUGCAAGCUCUAAAUCAACGGCAGAAAAUGGUUCUUCAAAGAAAAACAGAGGAGGCUGCAAUGGCCACCAAGAGGCUGAAAGAACUACUGGAAGCUCGUAAAUCUAACGGUCGAGAAAAUUCAGGUAUUACAAAUGGAAAUGGAAUGAAUGGGCAGAUCCAUGAGAAACCUCUACAACGCUGGCUUGACCAUGAAUUGGAAGUAAUGGUGAACGUGCAUGAAGUUCGUUUUGAAUAUGAAAAACAGAGCCAAGUGCGAGCUGCACUUGCAGAAGAGUUAUCCAUGCUGAGGCAAGUGGAAGAGUUUGCUUCAAAGGGCCUCAGCCCUCCAAGAGGGAAGAAUGGUUUGGCUAGAGUGUCCUCUAUGUCGCCAACCGCAAGAAUGGCCAGAGUAACGUCGCUUGAGAACAUGAUAAGCAUAUCCUCAAAUUCCCUCGUGGCGAUGGCUUCACAACUUUCAGAGGCAGAGGAACGAGAGCGUGCCUUCACCAACCGCGGACGAUGGAACCAAUUGCGCUCCAUGGGAGAUGCUAAGAAUUUACUUCAAUACAUGUUCAAUUCUCUGGCAGAUGCACGGUGUCAAUUAUGGGAAAAGGAACUUGAAAGUAGGGAAAUGAAGGAGCAACUGAAAGAACUUGUGGGACUGCUGCGGCAGAGUGAGACACGGAGAAAGGAAGUAGAAAAGGAGCUAAAAGUGAGAGAGAAGGCUGCUGCAAUUGCAUUGGCUUCAUCUGCACCGGUCCAUCGUGAGAAUGAGAGCAGACCACUUUCAUUAAAACACUUUGCUGAUGAAUUGAGUGGUCCCUUGUCCCCAAUGUCAGUACCAGCUCCAAAGCAACUCAAGUAUACAGCAGGAAUUGCCAAUGGCUGCGUUAGAGAUUCUACAGCGUUCCCAGAUCAAACACGAAAGAUGGUACCAAUUGGAAACUUAUCAAUGAAGAAGUUAGCAACUGUAGGUCAAGCUGGGAAGCUUUGGAGAUGGAAGAGAAGCCAUCAUCAAUGGCUGUUAAAGUUUAAAUGGAGAUGGCAGAAACCAUGGAGACUUGCAGAAUUGAUCAGACAUAGUGAUGAAACAAUAAUGAGAUCAAGGUCUCGACCACAUGCUCUUCUUGCUGGGAGGUGAUAUUUGGUGGUUUCGGGUUUAUUAUCCCCCAAAUAUCAUUGACUUUGAACUAUGAUUCCACCUCAUGUCACAGGAACAAAUUGCAAUAACUGCAGCAGCUGAAGUCAGGCAGGCUUAUAUGAUCUCUGCAUAUUUCUUCAAUGGAAAACCAUUUUGGUAGAUAUGUGAUUUUGGAUUCUUUUAUGUUGUGGUUAUCACAUUUGAAGCAUCUUGUAAAGCUUGUAUGGAUGCUACAAAAUGGGGUCACCCGACGACUAGCUAGCAUGGCUGCAAGUGCAGGAACGGGGCGAGCAUUUAUACAAUGGAUAGAGAGAUCGCUCAAGAAAGCUUUGUAUAUCUUGUCAAUAACAAGAAAAGGAAUGCAGGAAUGUGUACUGAAGUUUUUUUCUCUCUUUAGUCCUUCGGUUUAUCUUCGUUUUGAGUACAAUAUUGAUUUGUUGAAAGAAACUAUUAGGUUGGAGGAGAGAAAAAAAAAAAGAAAAAAACAGAACUCUUACUAAUAUGUUUUGUCUUUCUGUGUGAUACUAAUCUUAUUACUUGAGGACUCAAGCUUUGUAAAUGUAUCUGUAUCUAAGCAAAAGAAGAAACUUUGAAUCAAACUUUAUGAAUUGUACA